Cheilinus undulatus (humphead wrasse) is the source of this 3520-nucleotide messenger RNA. RefSeq names its product arachidonate 12-lipoxygenase, 12R-type-like. Gene Ontology annotation, biological process: lipid oxidation; linoleic acid metabolic process. The transcript has 15 exons. Gene Ontology annotation, molecular function: iron ion binding; protein binding; oxidoreductase activity, acting on single donors with incorporation of molecular oxygen, incorporation of two atoms of oxygen. The record is from RefSeq and is a predicted model, not a curated record. The coding region runs from base 113 to 2125 and encodes 670 amino acids. NCBI's taxonomy places the organism in Eukaryota, Metazoa, Chordata, Actinopteri, Labriformes, Labridae.
AUCAGUCUGCACACUCCCACUGAACCGUAUUUAUAUGGGAGUCAUCAGGAAGAGCUUAAAUCAGAACUGCAAUUCAUCAGAGGAACUUCUUGGCCUUGUUUAAAGAGUGAAAAUGGUGAAUUAUGAAGUGACCAUAUCGACUGCUGAUGUGGUGACAGCCACCACUUUUAACAACGUCUUCAUUAAGCUGGUGGGCACAGAUGGAGAGAGUGAUCGCAGCCGGCUUUUUAACAUAAAAGGGGCUUUAGCCUUUGUCAAGGGAGCAGUGUCCACUUUCACUGUGUCCAACCCUGUCUCCAUUGGGAGGCUGGUUCUAAUAGAACUGGACAAACAGCGUCUCCCACUUUUCCCGGAGGAUAGCUGGUUCCCUGCCAAAGUGGAAGUGAAAUCCCCAGAGGGGGACAUUUACCACUUCCCCAUCUACCGCUGGAUCACUGACAGCGAGGUGCACCGCUUCAGAGAGGGAACAGCUCUGAGAGUCUUUGAUGACACCCAUCAUCUUGGCCAGUACAGUCGGGAGCAGGAGCUGAAAAAAAGAGAGGAAGAUUACCGCUGGGAUGUGUACGUAGAGGGAAUACCUCAUAUAAUGAAGACAGAAAACCCUCUUGAUCUGCCUUGUGAGGUCCGCUUCUCCUUCACCAAGACCACUGAAUUUCUCUUCACUGCAGCCGCAGCACUGACUGAGCUACAGCUCAAUGGACUGGCAGAUUGUGAAGAGAGGUGGACUGAUAUUGAGGAUAUCAAUCGAGUGUUUUGCUGCAAACGGACUGCUUUGUCAGACUAUGUCCAGGAACACUGGAGAGAAGACGCUUUUUUUGGCUACCAGUUUCUAAAUGGUGUGAACCCCAUGUUGAUCCAACGUUGCUCAGUCCUCCCUGAGAAUUUCCCUGUCACCGAUGGCAUGGUCAGCCUGCCUGGUCAUGGUACCUUGGAAAAUGAAAUGAAGAAAGGGAAUAUAUACCUGUGCGACUACAAGCGCUUGGAUGGGUUGGAGGCAAACACCAUCAAUGGGAAGAAGCAGUACUUGAUGGCACCCCUCGUCCUCCUACACAAAACAGCUGAUGACAAGAUGAUGCCGAUUGCUAUUCAGCUGAAGCAGACCCCAGGAGACGACAAUCCCAUCUUUUACCCUUCUGAUUCUGAAUAUGACUGGUUGCUAGCUAAGAUUUUUGUAAGAAGUGCAGAUUUCAGUGAGCAUCAACUUAAUGUUCACUUACUACGCACUCAUCUGCUGGCUGAAGUGUUUGCUGUGUCUCUGCUGCGUAAUGUGCCCAUGGUGCACCCGCUGUACAAGCUCCUUGUCCCGCACACUCGCUACACUCUGCAGAUCAACCACUUGGCUCGAAUUCGGCUGAUAUCUGAGACUGGAGUUUUUACAAAGUUUACAGCUUCUGGUGGAGACGCUAUGUCGACAUUCCUGAGGAGGUCAUUGUCUUUACUGACCUACAGCUCCCUCUGCAUACCAGAUGACAUCGCUGAGCGUAGGCUUGAGGAUGUGCCCAACUACUACUACAGGGAUGAUGGACUCAGACUCUGGGAUAUCAUCCACAGGUUUGUGCAGGGAAUCCUCCAAUUCUACUACAAAAGUGAUGCUGAGGUCCAGCAGGACUCUGAACUGCAGAAGUGGAUUUCAGACAUUUUUGAGCAUGGAUUCCUCUCACAACCCUGCCCAGGUAUCCCUCAGAGCUUUACAACAGUCCCCGAGUUGGUUAAGUUUGUCACCAUGGUGAUUUUCACCAGCUCAGUGCAGCACUCGGCUGUCAAUGGUGGACAGUAUGACUACGGUGGCUGGAUGCCCAACACUCCUGUCUCUCUGCAACUUCCUCCACCAACCACCAAGGGAAAAACCAGUGAAGCCACCAUGCUGCAGACGUUCCCUGACGUCAAUGCAACAGUUCAGGGGAUGGCCUCCCUGUGGCUGCUCAGCAAGCAGUCCUCUGACUUUGUCCCUCUUGGACAGUACCCUGAGGAACAUUUCAGUGAGGAGACUCCCUGCAAGCUGAUCAAAGAUUUUCAAGAAGAGCUUCAAGUUUUGAGUGAAUCCAUCAAAGUCAGAAACAAGAGCCUUGAGGUCCCGUACACAUACAUGGAUCCAACAGAGGUAGAAAACAGUGUGGCUAUUUGAACACAAGAUAGUGUGACUUCCUCAACUGUUGGUCAAAUUCCUCUUGUGGUCAGUGCUGAUUCAGCUUGAUUCUACUCUGUGAGCGUUUAUGUGGUGAAUGUGUUAGCUGUUACCAAUACUUUUAUCCUCAGUUUGUCCAUGAAUAUGUACGGCCUCUAUAAAGUAAAUGAAAAUAGUGAAAUUUUGGUAAAUUGAGUAGUUUCUCAGAAAUGUGCAACCCUCAUCAACACCUUGUUGUCAGUCUUUAUUUUUAGAUUUUCUGCAUCACAACAAGAAUGAAUGAAAUGUUAUGUGUGUAGAUUACUGCAGGUUCUUGAUCAGUAGCCUUGCACUGAUACACUGAUCAACCACUUGAUCUAUAACUGAGCCUGCCUGCUCAGUGCUAGUCAUUUGUGAAAGAAGGGACAAACAAAUUUUAUAACUUGAAUCUGUUGCCCUUAAAUAAUAAUGGUGAGCAACUGAAAACAAAAAUCAACAAGUCAUAAUGGUGAGUAGUAUCAAAUUUAAUUAAACAAUGGAAACUCGAAAACGUGUAGUUUAGGAGAGUUAUGCCAAGAAGCUCCAGGUAGUGACAAUGCUGACACAACCUUCCCAUGGGGGCUCGUCCGGGAUCAUAAUUUUUGAAUAUACAAAGCAGUAAAGUAUGAUACAGUAAUUACAAUAUUUUUUUGACUGUCAUCUUUCCAGUGAAGUCAAGUCCAGCCACUCUUCCUUCCAACAUCAUCACAAUGGUUGAAGUGACUGAUUGUGUACCUCUGAGUAGUCUGUCUAGAUAGAUAGCUAGUUUAUUGUCAUUGCAUAGUAAAAACACACCAAAAUUUCAUUUGGCUCCUCUGUAGCAGCAACCAGUAUCAAUACUUAAAUAAAAAAACUAAAAAAAAGUUAGAAACACAAAGUGCAGUCUCAAGUUUGGAAGUCAAAAAAGUCAGAUAAACAGGGUCUAUUGGUCAAGUACCAGCAUGAAUUUAAGGUAAAAGUGUUGCAUUUGUUAUUUUACCAUUACAGCAAAGCCUCAUUCCCCACAGUGUCAAACGAACAAUAAGGCAUAUUCUUCACAUUGAUUUAGUUCAUUCGUGUCUGUAUAUAUUAUUGUAUGUGGUAGUUUAUUUUUAACAUUUAUUUAUCCAGUUCCAAGAUUGACUUGUAAGUUAUUUACUACACUGAAUAAAGAAUAUGUUCAUGUCAGCGUUAUAUUUUUCAUGUUUGGAAGACUAUUAAAAUUAUUAUUAUGAAUUAUAUCAUAUUUAAGUUAUUUGUGUUGUGAUGGAUUAACGUGGAAUUGUAGAAAGUUUAAUAUUGCCCACAAAAGAGGGAACUCAGUCUCUUGUUUUUGUCACUUUUUCAAAUUCAAAACUGUUAUGACUGUUUAAAAAUAAAGUGGCAAACAACCCAACU